Messenger RNA from Theileria equi strain WA, 730 nucleotides. RefSeq lists its product as hypothetical. Gene Ontology annotation, molecular function: chromatin binding. Bases 72 to 710 code for a protein of 212 amino acids. Gene Ontology annotation, biological process: regulation of gene expression. The transcript has 4 exons. The record is from RefSeq and is a predicted model, not a curated record. Gene Ontology annotation, cellular component: nucleus. Lineage: Eukaryota; Apicomplexa; Aconoidasida; Piroplasmida; Theileriidae.
AAUUUUAUCAUGUAUACACUUUUACACACUUAAUCGUUAUAUACAUACGAUUUAGUUAGUAUCAAUCGCGUAUGAGAUCGAUGUUGAAUGGAGAUCGUAGUGAGUGGCUGGACAAGCGCAUGGAAUCACGCAUGAGGAAAAAAUUAAAAUGUGAUGAUGUAUACGCAAAGUCUAGGAGUUCUAGCCCUGAUGUUUACAAAGACAUUCUAAAAAGACGCUGUAGACCUAAGCCUGAAAGUCGCAGCGGCGAUUCACCCCUUAAGGCCGGUGAGGGAGAUGCAUCAGAAGAUGCCACAAAUGAAGACUCCAGAGCUGAAAGUGAUGACAAAGAAUAUGGACCACAGCCUUUGAAAAUAGUACAAUCUCUGAAUAAGAGAAUAAAAUAUAGCAAUGAACUCCUUCCGGGAGAAGGCGCAGCUAUUGCACAAUAUGUGCAAGAGGGAAAGCGAAUACCAAGAAGAGGAGAAGUCGGUAUUACCAGCGAACAAAUUGAGCAAUUUGAAAAGAUUGGAUAUGUAAUGAGCGGCUCUAGACAUAAGGCCAUAAAUGCUAUGCGCAUCAAGAAGGAAUCACUGGUGCUAACUGCAGAACAGGAACGGGCAAGAAUCAUAGAAAACUAUGAAAAAACGAUAAACCAGGAGAACGAACUUAUAAACAACCUGAAAGAAAUGAUAAGAAAAAAGCGGCAGGCCAAAGAAGAUAAUCUCUAGAUAUUCAAUAAUAAAUCGUU